GGGCCCUGGGCGCUGCCGGGGGGGAGCGGCUGCGGGGAGGGGUCCGCGGGGGGCUCUGACCGAGGCCGGGGGUGAUCGCCAGUGAAGGGGACCGGGGCGGGGAUCAGGGAGGGCGAGGCAAAGCCGGGGUCGUGGCCAAGGCCCGUCACCCAGGGAGCCCGCGCCGCCCUGCCCGGCCCUGCCCGGCCCUGCUCCCCGCUGUGGAUCCCGAUCCCGAUCCCGAUCCCGAUCCCGAUCCCGGCCCCGACCGGACCCCGCCCCGGCUGUGGGCGGGGCCUGGCUCCGCGAGCGCUGGUUGGACGCCAGGGAGGGGGUGCGGGAACACGCGAAGGGACCGGGCGCUGGUUGGACGCUGGGCGGAGGGGGCGGGCACAGGGGCAGGGCCCGGGCGCUGAUUGGGCACCGGGCGGAGGAGGCGGGCACAGGGGCAGGGCCCGGGCGCUGAUUGGACGCCUCGCGGAGGGGGCGGGCACGGCGGCGGCCAUGGCGGGCGCGGCGCUGUCGCGGGUGCCGGACGUGCAGAUCGAUGGCGACGGCGUCUUCAAGUACGUGCUGGUGCGGGUGCGCGGGGCCGGCGCGCCCGCCAAGGACGUCGUGCGAGGCCACGGCUGGGCCGAGUACCACGCCGACUUGUUCGAGCGCACCGCGGAGGAGCUGGCUCCACUCGGGCUGAGCUGCGAGUGCCUGGGCGGCGGCCGGCUGUCCCACCGCCCCCAGGAGAGGAAGAUCCACGUCUACGGCUACUCGGUGGGCUUUGGACGAGCUGACCACGCUGUGACCACAGAGAAGCUGAAGGCCGAGUACCCCGACUAUGAGGUCACCUGGGCAGAUGAAGGGUACUGACUCCUCUGUCUGUGGUGCCAGCCGAGGACUGGCACAGCUGUAUGCAGCGCCCUGGUGGUGGCAGCAGGCUCCCCGUGCUUGGCCGUGCUCCAGGCUCUUCUGAUUUUCCUCUGUGCUGAACUUGCCCGUUCUCCGCUGUCACUGGACUGUCCCCGUGCCAGGUGCUCCCACCCCCCUGGCAUGGCAAAGCUGGUGAAGCCAGUGGUUGCUCUGCCCCAGCCUCCUGGUGCCAGAGGCUCGUCCACGUGUAUCUGUGAGAAUUAAAGUUGUCAGAGGAGCACAGCUGCUCUGGUGGCCAUGCUCACGGCUCGGCUGCUCCUUUCCAGCC
This is a messenger RNA of Passer montanus (Eurasian tree sparrow), 1171 nucleotides long. It is a transcript of the gene PHPT1, whose product is annotated as phosphohistidine phosphatase 1. Gene Ontology annotation, molecular function: protein histidine phosphatase activity. The record is from RefSeq and is a predicted model, not a curated record. The coding region runs from base 484 to 843 and encodes 119 amino acids. The transcript is spliced from 3 exons. Gene Ontology annotation, cellular component: cytosol. Gene Ontology annotation, biological process: peptidyl-histidine dephosphorylation. Lineage: Eukaryota; Metazoa; Chordata; Aves; Passeriformes; Passeridae.